AUCAAAACGAAGCCUUUAAAUGUAGCGCACAUUAUUUUUAAAGAUUAAGUCUUUUCAGUCUUUCAUCUGCAAGCAUGAAAAUUGCUCUGUUGAUCGCUGGUUUGGUAGCUGUUGCCUUCUCUGAAGAGGUUCAAUUAAGUCCUACGCAAAGUGCAGAGGCUAGAUUGGCUCUUCAAAAUCCUGAUUUGUUCGAUGGGGAUAUAGCUGGAGAAUAUGACGCUGAUCGCAAUGCAAUUGCUGGAAACCAUUAUAGGUGGCCAAAUGCAAGAGUUCCUUACGUCAUUGAUUCUUCAUUAAGUAACGCACAUGGCGUCAUUCAGCAAGGUAUUAAUGACUACCACAUGCAUACUUGCGUCCGAUUCGUACCCAGAACAAAUGAGGCCAACUACAUCAGAGUCUUUAAAGGACAAGGGUGCUAUUCACAUGUGGGUAAAAUAAACGGGCAGCAACAACUAUCUCUUGGUGACGGAUGCUUGUAUGUAGGUACAGUGGUCCAUGAAUUCGGGCAUGCCCUUGGAUUUUACCACGAACAAAAUAGAUCAGACAGAGAUGACUAUUUGAUAAUCUAUCUUGAAAAUAUUCAAGAUGGAUUGGCAUUUGCUUUCAAGAAACUUGCACCACAUGAGAAUAUCUUAUAUAAUGCCUUCGACCACGGUUCCGUCAUGAUAUACGGCAACAAAUCUUUUUCGAAGAAUGGGCAAGAUACCAUGAGAGCCAAAAACGGGCAGAAGUUGACUGACCCAUACAACAAACCAGGGAUGAGCAGAGCUGAUAUUGAAAGAGUCAGAAAAAUGUACAAUUGUUAGUUAUUGUGACUAAUAAAUAGAACAUAAUAAAAAAACAAUGCUUUAUUUAA
Parasteatoda tepidariorum (common house spider) is the source of this 856-nucleotide messenger RNA. Its product is annotated as astacin-like metalloprotease toxin 5. The record is from RefSeq and is a predicted model, not a curated record. Gene Ontology annotation, biological process: proteolysis. Gene Ontology annotation, molecular function: metalloendopeptidase activity; zinc ion binding. NCBI's taxonomy places the organism in Eukaryota, Metazoa, Arthropoda, Arachnida, Araneae, Theridiidae.